Messenger RNA from Thyridium curvatum, 1554 nucleotides. RefSeq lists its product as uncharacterized. Gene Ontology annotation, molecular function: snoRNA binding. Bases 1 to 1554 code for a protein of 517 amino acids. Gene Ontology annotation, cellular component: box C/D methylation guide snoRNP complex; small-subunit processome. The transcript has 2 exons. The record is from RefSeq and is a predicted model, not a curated record. NCBI's taxonomy places the organism in Eukaryota, Fungi, Ascomycota, Sordariomycetes, Thyridiales, Thyridiaceae.
AUGGCAAACGUCAAUUACCUCCUGCACGAGUCGGCCCUGGGCUAUGGCAUCUUUGAAGUUGUCUACCAGGCCGACAGCGUCGGCCUGCGGCUCAAGGAGGUUCAGGACUCCAUGUCCGACCUCUCCAAGUUUGGAAAGAUGGUGAAGCUCGUGAACUUCACGCCGUGGCGCAACCACGCCGAGGGUCUCCAAAACAUCAACGAAGUCUCGGAGGGUAUUCUGACCGAUUAUCUCAAGUCAGCCCUUGAGCUUAACCUGCCCAAGACGAGCGGAAAGAAGAGCAAGGUUGUUCUGGGUGUCGCCGACAAGAAGCUGGCGGGAGAGAUCAGCGCCACGUUCCCUGGUGUUGUGUGCGAGACCAACGAUACCUCCGAAGUUGCGGCCGACCUGCUCCGUGGCAUCCGUCUGCAUUCCGAGAAGCUUCUGAAGGGCCUGCACGAGGGUGAUGUUGCGAGGGCACAGCUUGGUAUGGGCCACGCCUACUCCCGUUCCAAGGUCAAGUUCAACGUCCACAAGAACGACAACCACAUUAUUCAACAAAUCGCCACUCUCGAUGCGCUCGACAAGGGUAUCAACGCCGGCUGCAUGAGGGUGAGGGAAUGGUACGGCUGGCACUUCCCCGAGCUCAUCAAGAUCGAGUCGGAUAACGUCGCGUACGCCAAGCUUGUCCUCGCUAUCGGUGACAAGAAGACCUUGACCGAUGAGAGCCUCCAUGAUCUGGCGGCUCUUGUUGGAGACGACGGAGACAAGGCUCAGGCCAUCAUCGAUGCCGCCAAGGUGUCUAUGGGCCAGGACAUCACCGAGACCGACGUCGAGAUGGUCAAGUCAUUUGCCAAGAGCGUCUCCAAGAUGGCUGCUUAUCGGCGAACACUGGCUGAGUCUCUCGAGAAGAAGCUCGGCAUCGUCGCUCCCAACCUGCAGACGAUUCUGGGUACUGCUGUGGCUGCUCGUCUCAUCUCGCACGCCGGCUCGCUCACCAACCUUUCCAAAUACCCCGCUUCCACGCUGCAAAUUCUCGGUGCCGAGAAGGCUCUGUUCCGUGCGCUCAAGACCAAGGGCAACACCCCCAAGUAUGGUCUGAUCUACCAGAGCUCGUUCAUCGGUCGUGCUGGUGCUCGCUACAAGGGAAGGAUCUCGCGCUAUCUCGCCAACAAGUGCUCUAUCGCCAGUCGUAUCGACAACUUCUCUGAGCACCCCUCAAACCGCUUUGGCGAGGUUCUGCGCCAGCAGCUCGAGGAUAGGCUAGAGUUCUACUCCAGCGGCAAGAAGCCCAUGAAGAACGUGGAUGCCAUGCAGGCCGCCAUGGACAAGAUCAUGGCCGAGGGCGGCGAUGACCUGGCCAUCGACCACGAGAUGAUUGAUGCUCACGAGGGCGACCCGACUGAGGCCGACAAGAAGAAGGCCAAGAAGGAGAAGAAAGAGAAGAAGGACAAGGAGGGCAAGAAGGAGAAGAAGGACAAGAAGCGAAAGUCGAUGGACGCCGACGCCAUGGACGUUGAUGGUGAGGGCGAGAAGAAAAAGAAGAAGAAGAAGAAGUCACUCUCCGCUGAGUAG